GAGAUAACCACAGAUUUCGAAAUUAAGAAGGCAAUUACUACUCUACAUAACAUUAACCAAAAAAAAACAACCUAUUUUCCACAAAAGGGUUUUUAAAAACAGAUGACUAUUUCAAAACAAACAAUAAUCAAAUUGAUAAUAAUAACUUAAAAAGUGAAGUUAAAUAUUGAAGGAAAACUGUUUGGUCAUGUUCAUAUUAGGUCAUCUUGAAACAUGUUUGCUCAUCUUGAUUUUCUUCUACGGUGCAAUGAACAAAGCUUCUGAAGGAACAAGCUCGGAAGUUGCUUUGAUUAAAUUUUUAUUCAACAAUGAUGACAAAUACAGCAACGAUGCAUUGCCUAAUUUACCUGGAAAACCAGUUAAUUUGACAAUUGAUAUUUCUUUACGGCAACUGUUGAUGUUGUGCAGAGAAAGACAUUCAAGGAUUUGACCAGUACGGAAAAACUCGAAUAACUAUUUCUAGUAACGGGCAGAUAGUUUGGUUAAUGCCAGCUAUACUGCGAAGUACUUGCAAACUUGACAUGCGUUUCUUUCCUUUCGAUGAACAAAUUUGUAAUCUAACGUUUGGAUCAUGGGCGUAUGAUCAAAGCCAAAUUGAUCUUUUUCCAAAAAAUCCAACUGGUUCUUUAGAUUCGUAUGUUAUAAAUGGGGAAUUUGUUUUGAAUAGCUUCGUAUCUGUUCGGGAAUCUAAAAAAUAUUCUUGCUGUCCAAAUCCAUUUGUGACUGUGACGUAUAGACUUUACCUGCAGCGUAAAGGAAAUUUUUAUUUAUAUAAAAUUAUUCUUCCUGGAGUUUUAAUUUCUUUAUUAUCUUGUUUUUCUUUUAUUCUUCCACCAUCGACUGGCGAGAGAACUGGUUUGGUUAUAACAAACUUUCUUUCAUUAUCUGUUUACGUGUUAAUUGUAUCUGAUUCCGUGCCACCAAGUUCGGAUACAUUACCUCUGCUUGUAAAAUUUUAUACAAUCUUGAUGAUCGAAAUAGGAUUGGCACUAUUGACAAACUGCAUUAUUAUCGGUCUAGAUGCAAAAUCUGUACCCGUACCAAAAUGGGUUUGCGUACUUUUUUUAAAUAAUCAUAAAAAAAACAUUUUUCGCAUGAUUAAAAGAAAAUUUUUGUCAAAGGCUUUUAAUGUUGUUGAAACAGGUAAUAGCAAUUCAAUCCAUAGAAAUAAUUUUGAAAUGAGCAAAGUAGAUAAAGACAAAAUCAAAUUAGACAAAAAAGAGGAAAUUAAUUUCUUAGAGCUUAAUGACAUCCUUGCAAAGAAGUUAAAAUAUACUUCAAAUGUUGCGGAAGAAAACGGCGUUGUUUCGUCAAAUCAGAAUUACAAAAUUAAAGGCAAAUGGAGUGAAAUAAACAUUUCAGAAUUGAAAUCUUUUUACGAGUCUAGAAGAGAUGACAAUGAUGUAAAUUAUCUUGAAAAAAUAAACGAGUAUUUAAACAUAAAAGUUCGAGAAAAAAACAUUCAACAAGAUUGGAUAAAAGUAGCUAGGUCAAUUGAUCGACUAUUUUUUACGUUAUUUGCAAUAAUGAUAUUAUGUAGUAGUGUUUAUAUUUUUUCAUACGCUUCAAAUAAAGUUUUCUAAAACAAAA
This is a messenger RNA of Hydra vulgaris (swiftwater hydra), 1590 nucleotides long. Lineage: Eukaryota; Metazoa; Cnidaria; Hydrozoa; Anthoathecata; Hydridae. The record is from RefSeq and is a predicted model, not a curated record.